AUUUGAACAAACUGUGAUGAAAUCAAGCUCUGGACAAAUCAGAUGAGCCUGUCAACUUCCCAGGUGGGAUUGCUUGUAGUUAAUAGACUGAACGCGGAGCCCCAAAGCAGUGCAUUCCAUGUAGGCAGAGAACACGCUGCAGAAAGCUUUCCAAGAAUCCUGACAUGGCAAGAAGAGGCUCCUUCCAGUCCUACCAGGUAAUAUCCUUGUUCACUUUUGCCAUUGGUGUUAAUAUCUGCUUUGGAUUCACGGCGAGUCGAAUUAAGAGGGCAGAAGGAUGGGAUGAAGGCCCUCCCACAGUAUUGUCAGACUCUCCCUGGACCAACACCUCUGGAUCUUGCAAGGGAAGAUGCUUUGAACUUCAAGAGGUUGGACCUCCUGAUUGUCGGUGUGACAACUUGUGUAAGAGUUACAGCAGUUGCUGUCAUGAUUUUGAUGAGCUCUGUUUGAAGACAGCUCGGGGCUGGGAGUGUACUAAGGACAGAUGUGGAGAAGUCCGAAAUGAGGAAAACGCCUGUCACUGCUCAGAGGACUGCCUGCUCAGGGGAGACUGCUGUACUAAUUACCAAGUAGUUUGCAAAGGAGAAUCACAUUGGGUAGAUGAUGACUGUGAAGAAAUAAAGGCCCCAGAAUGUCCUGCAGGGUUUGUUCGUCCUCCAUUAAUCAUAUUCUCUGUGGAUGGCUUCCGUGCAUCCUACAUGAAGAAAGGGAGCAAGGUCAUGCCUAACAUCGAAAAACUAAGGUCCUGUGGGACACAUUCUCCCUACAUGAGGCCUGUGUACCCAACAAAAACCUUCCCUAACUUAUACACUUUGGCCACCGGUCUGUAUCCAGAAUCUCAUGGAAUUGUUGGCAAUUCAAUGUAUGAUCCUGUAUUUGAUGCCACUUUCCAUCUUCGAGGACGAGAGAAAUUUAAUCAUAGAUGGUGGGGAGGUCAACCACUAUGGAUUACAGCCACCAAGCAAGGGGUGAGAGCUGGAACAUUCUUUUGGUCUGUGGCCAUCCCGCAUGAGCGGAGAAUAUUGACCAUCCUGCAGUGGCUCACGCUGCCAGAUGACGAGAGGCCUUCAGUGUAUGCCUUCUACUCUGAACAACCUGAUUUCUCUGGACACAAAUACGGCCCUUUUGGCCCAGAGAUGACAAAUCCUCUGAGGGAAAUUGACAAAACUGUGGGGCAGUUAAUGGAUGGACUGAAACAGCUCAAGCUGCACCGGUGUGUAAAUGUCAUCUUUGUUGGAGAUCACGGUAUGGAAGAUGUUACAUGUGAUAGAACUGAGUUUCUGAGCAAUUACCUGACCAACGUGGACGAUAUUACUUUAGUGCCUGGAACUCUAGGAAGAAUUCGAUCCAAAUUUAGCAACAAUGCUAAAUAUGACCCCAAAGUCAUUAUCGCUAACCUCACGUGUAAAAAACCAGAUCAGCACUUUAAGCCUUACAUGAAACAGCACCUUCCCAAACGCUUGCAUUAUGCCAACAACAGAAGAAUUGAGGAUAUCCAUCUGUUGGUGGACCGCAGAUGGCAUGUUGCAAGGAAACCUUUGGAUGUUUAUAAGAAACCAUCAGGAAAAUGUUUUUUCCAGGGGGACCAUGGAUUUGAUAACAAAGUCAACAGCAUGCAGACUGUUUUUGUAGGUUAUGGCCCAACAUUUAAGUACAAGACUAAAGUGCCUCCAUUUGAAAACAUUGAACUUUACAAUGUUAUGUGUGAUCUCCUGGGAUUGAAGCCAGCUCCUAACAAUGGAACCCAUGGGAGUUUGAAUCACCUCCUGCGUGUUAACACCUUUAGGCCAACCAUGCCAGAGGAAGUUACCAGACCGAAUUAUCCAGGGAUUAUGUACCUUCAGUCUGAUUUUGACCUGGGCUGCACCUGUGAUGAUAAGGUAGAGCCAAAGAACAAGCUGGAUGAACUCAAUAAACGCCUUCAUACAAAAGGGUCCACGGAAGCUGAAACCAGGAAAUUCAGAGGCAGCAAAAAUGAAAACAAGGAAAACGUUAAUGGAAAUUUUGAACCUAGAAAAGAGAGACAUCUCCUCUAUGGGCGACCUGCAGUGCUUUAUCGAACUAGAUAUAAUAUCUUAUAUCACACUGACUUUGAAAGCGGUUAUAGUGAAAUAUUCCUAAUGCCACUCUGGACAUCAUACACUGUUUCCAAACAGGCUGAGGUCUCUGGCAUUCCUGAGCAUCUGACCAAUUGUGUCCGCCCCGAUGUCCGUGUUUCUCCGGGCUUCAGUCAGAAUUGCUUGGCCUACAAGAACGAUAAGCAGAUGUCCUACGGAUUCCUCUUUCCUCCCUAUCUGAGCUCUUCAUCGGAAGCUAAAUAUGAUGCAUUCCUUGUAACCAAUAUGGUCCCAAUGUAUCCUGCUUUCAAAAGGGUCUGGAAUUAUUUCCAAAGGGUAUUGGUGAAGAAAUAUGCCUCAGAAAGAAAUGGAGUAAAUGUGAUAAGUGGACCAAUUUUUGACUAUGACUUUGAUGGCUUACAUGAUACAGAAGACAAAAUCAAACAGUAUGUGGAAGGCAGUUCCAUUCCUGUUCCAACUCACUACUACAGUAUCAUCACUAGCUGCCUGGAUUUCACUCAGCCGGCUGACAAGUGCGAUGGCCCCCUCUCUGUCUCCUCGUUCAUCCUUCCUCACAGACCAGACAAUGAUGAGAGCUGUAAUAGCUCAGAAGACGAGUCAAAAUGGGUAGAAGAACUCAUAAAGAUGCACACAGCGCGGGUGCGGGACAUUGAACAUCUCACCAGUCUGGAUUUCUUCAGAAAGACCAGUCGCAGCUACCCUGAAAUUCUGACACUUAAGACAUACCUGCAUACAUAUGAGAGUGAGAUUUAACUUCCUGAGCAUCUGCAGUACAGUCUUAUCAACUGGUGUAUAUUUUUAUAUUGUGUUUAUAUUUAUUAAUUUGAAACCAGGACAUUAAAAAAACUUAGUAUUUUAAUCCUGUACCAAAUCUGACAUAUUAAGAGUGAAUGACUCCACUGUUUUUUGCUAAUGCUUGAUUUAGGUAGUCUUGUGUUCCGAGUAGAGCUUGUAAUAAAUACUGCAGCUUGAGUUUUUAGUGGAAGCUUCUAAAUGGUGCUGCAGAUUUGAUAUUUGCAUUGAGGAAAUAUUAAUUUUCCAAUGCAUAGUUGCCACAUUUAGUCCUGUACUGUAUCAAAAUUCUGAUUUUGUAAAGUUGCAUUCAUUUGCUGUUAACUAUGACAGACAUAUUUAAGCCUUAUAGACCAAUCCUAAAUAUAAUAAAUCACACAUUCAGUUUUUCCUGGA
Sciurus carolinensis (gray squirrel) is the source of this 3266-nucleotide messenger RNA. It is a transcript of the gene Enpp2, whose product is annotated as ectonucleotide pyrophosphatase/phosphodiesterase 2. Bases 165 to 2831 code for a protein of 888 amino acids. The record is from RefSeq and is a predicted model, not a curated record. Gene Ontology annotation, molecular function: phosphodiesterase I activity; polysaccharide binding; nucleic acid binding. Lineage: Eukaryota; Metazoa; Chordata; Mammalia; Rodentia; Sciuridae. The transcript has 26 exons. Gene Ontology annotation, biological process: immune response; phosphatidylcholine catabolic process; estrous cycle.